Molecule: messenger RNA, 2102 nt
Organism: Gossypium arboreum
Lineage: Eukaryota; Viridiplantae; Streptophyta; Magnoliopsida; Malvales; Malvaceae
Product: disease resistance-like protein DSC1
Exons: 2
Coding region: 366-2102 (578 amino acids)
Molecular function (GO): protein binding
Source: RefSeq, a predicted model, not a curated record
UCAAUUUGAGUGACAAUACUUUCUUGAAGAUGAAAAAAUUGAGAUUACUCAAAGUGCUUUGCCUGUCCAAUUGUGAUGGUCUCAAAUAUCUUUCUAAUGAACUACGACUUUUAGAUUGGAUAAGAUAUCCUUUAAGAUACUUGCCUUCAAGCUUUCGACCGGAUAACCUUGUUGCACUUCUUUUACCAUAUAGUCACAUUGAACAACUAUGGAAGGGAAAUAGAGUAAGAAUUAACUUAUCUUAUCCUUGUGUUUUAGCUUAUUUGAUAUAAAUUAUUUAACUUUGAUUAAGGUAAAAAAAAUAGCAUUAUUAUGUUUUCUCUCUAAUUUAUUAUUGUCUUCAACAGCCUUUGUGUAAGUUGAAAAUGAUCAACCUCAAAGGGUCUCAAUACUUGAUCAAGACACCAGACUUCACAACAGCACCAGAACUUGAAGCUUUGAUUAUGGAAGGUUGUACCAGAUUAGUAGAUGUCCAUCCAUCAAUCAGAGUGCUCAAGAUGCUUAAACUUUUAAAUUUAAGAGACUGCAAAAGUCUUAGGAGUCUUCCAACCAGAAUUGGAAUGGAAUCUCUUGAAACAUUAAUUCUUUCAGGUUGCUCAAGUCUUAUAAGGUUUCCGGAGAUUGAUGGGAAAAUGGAAAGUCUAAAAACUCUUGAUCUUUCUGGUUGUUAUAAAAUUAAAUAUUUGCCAUUGAAUUUGCAGCAAAUAGAGUUUUUGGAAGAGCUUGACUUGAGUGAAACGGCAAUAACAGAACCACCAUCCUUGAUUUUUCAAUUGGAAAAUCUUAAAGUUCUGUCUUUCAAUGGGUGCAAAGGACCAUCAUCUAAGUUACGACCAAAUAUGCCUCUGAUGUUGCCUUCGCUGUCAAGUUUGAGUUUAUUAAGAGAGUUGAAGCUAAGGGACUGCAAUCUUCGUGAAGGAGAUAUUCCUAGUGAUAUUUCUAGCCUAUCUUCCUUGACAGAUCUUGAUCUUAGUGGUAACAAUUUCAUCAGCAUACCUGCAUCUCUUACUCGACUCUCGAAGCUUUGGUUUCUUGAUUUGUCAAAUUGCAACAUGUGCACUCUUGGUGAAGCGGAUAUUCAUGGUCUAUCCGCUUUGAGUUAUCUUAAACUUAGGGGUAACAAUUUCAUCACCAUUCCUUUGGCUCUUACUCAACUUUCCAGGCUUCAAUUGCUUGCAUUAUCUAAUUGCAGAAAGCUUAAAUCAUUGCCUGGGCUUCUAACAACCAUAAGAAAUAUGGAGAUAGAUGGUUGUUCUUCACUUGAAGUAAUUGCAAGUCCAUCAAAAGUAUGCAAUUCAGUGGACUCGGGUGCCGUUAAAGCCUUUAACUGCUUCAAAUUGGCUGAGAAUAUCAAUGCAUUAACACUGCUGAAAGAGCAUCUUAAGGCAUUUGCAAAUUCAAUAAAAAGGUUUGACAUUAUUAUGCCCGGAAGUGAAAUCCCAGAAUGGUUUAGCCAACAAAAAGGUGACUCUUCAAUUAAGAUACCGCUACCUAUCAACCUUCGGAAAGAUAGUCAAUGGAUUGGAGUUGCUUCUUGCUGCAUUUUUGUCAAUAAUGACGCUUCAAGGGAUGACGAGGUUAUCAAUUGUGGAACAUUUAUCUACUGUAAAAAUCCUCGACUGAUUGAUUGGACAGGCUCGUUGGUGGGUAAACAACGUAACGAGCCCAUAAUGAAAGAUCAUCUUUUUCUUCAUUAUUGGUCUCGUGAUAAGUUGUAUUCAUCUUCUUUGGAGGAUAAAUAUGGUGACUGUGAAACCAAUAAUUUAUGGGCAACAGAUUGCUUAGAUAAAAAAUGGGAUGAGUUUGAGGUGUCUUUCAUAGAUCCAUUUGGACGCAGUGUUAAGGUGAAGAAGUGUGGUGUUAGAAUAGUGUAUGAGAAAGAUUUGGAAGAAAUAAAAGAGUUGCAGUUCCAUACCACUCAAUCUUCUCCAAAUUCUGAGCACAGCUACCAACACUCUGCUCACAACGAUGGAUUAGUAGGUAGCACUACUCACAUAAAACAAAAACAUAAUAUCUACAAGGAAGCAGGGGAAGAAGGGCCACAACCAAAACGGAUGCAAAAGUUUUUGAAUUUUAUAAUGGGUCAAUCGAAGAAGCAUUAA